GGAGCCGGGACACUAUUCAAAUCAGUGCCCCCACCCUCGCAGGACUCAUGGUGCGCCUCCCGGCUCAGUUUGGUGGAGGAAGGAGUUCGGCAUCAGUCAAACCACUGAAAUCGAAGGUAGCCGAGAUUGGGAAGAACGUAGCGGCGGUUUGCCAGUACGUCGAGAUCGAACAGGCAAAGAAAGCAACAAAGAAACGAAGGAAAUUGGAGAAGAAAGAAGCGGCUACACGAGCGGAGGCGGAGAGAGCGGAAACAAAGUUGAAGAAAAAAAAGAGAGAGGAGAAGGCACGAAAGGUGGCAGAACAGAAUGAGGAGAUCCGGAAAUGCUUGGACAUAAAAAUGGCAGUCCGAGUGGAGGAGCUUCGCGAAGACGUGAGGGAGGACGUAAGACAGGAGAUUCAGGACCCGAUCAGCGAGCUUUGUGUCGUUGUGGCCGGUAGUAAGCAGAAGACCACGGAAGAACCAGCAUCGGAGAGUGGCGCUAGCAGCAGCGAGACCGAGGAACUGAACUUGCGAACAGAGACACUUUGCUUGAUAGAUAAGAGGAAGCACGGGUCCGAGCCAGUGUUUGAGGGUAGUACACCAAUGGAGCUAUCACCCAAACGCACACCUAGACGUGCAGCAAAAUCUAGGCCAAGUAGGAGAGUGACGAGGUCGAGGAGUCGAGCAGACAAGACUCCAACGCCUAAGAAGACAUCGCCAUCUAUCCAAAAGAAGACACCUGCACCGUUGGGAAUGGUAGGACGUCUGAGGUUUGAGAAGCGUGUGAUGAAUGAAUUGAAGAAUCUUGACGCGUUAGUACUGCAAAAUAUUUGCAAGGACGAAGGUAUUGCGUACAAUGGCAAAUUUGAAUGUAUUUCGACAUUGCAGCACACCGCACGAGAGCCGCGUACAGGUUCGAUGAAGAGGAGGAAGCUGAGACAACUCGGGAAACUUGCACGGAGGGCACCACUGAGGGAGAGGCGAAGCACGAUACUGAGUGAUGUGGCCUCAGUAUUGCUGACCUGUGAGGAAUCAUGGGUUGCCUGACGCAAUUGCAAACCUUGAUUGUUGGAGUUAAUGCUAAGAUCGAGGAACUUCUCCGACUGGCGCAAAUGUGUAAAUGCGUGGAUCCGUUUGUUUGAGACGUUUGACUCUAAGUUCGUA
Chara braunii is the source of this 1145-nucleotide messenger RNA. NCBI's taxonomy places the organism in Eukaryota, Viridiplantae, Streptophyta, Charophyceae, Charales, Characeae. The record is from the annotation of a GenBank genome assembly.